AUGACGACCAAGCUCAUCAAGCCUAAGCCAGAAAACGCACCAGUCAAAAGCGAGGAAAUCCCGCACAAAAUCUCCAUCUUUGCCUGCGGAUGUAGAAUCGAAGAUGAGCGACCCAUGCUCGAAAAACUCAGGGCUACUUGGUGCUGUUUCAUGAAAACAGAAGCCCCAAAGCCAGUCGUUGAACGUCUGUUUGGGUUCAGAUGCAAGAACUGUGCUAGUCUCGGUCGAGUUUAUUUCGACAUUAACUUUUAUGUAGCAAGAAGUUAUAGCGAGAACAAAGAAAUAGAAGCAUUUCACCCAAAAAAAGCCAUGAUCCAUAUGUAA
Messenger RNA from Botrytis fragariae, 324 nucleotides. RefSeq lists its product as uncharacterized. NCBI's taxonomy places the organism in Eukaryota, Fungi, Ascomycota, Leotiomycetes, Helotiales, Sclerotiniaceae. The record is from RefSeq and is a predicted model, not a curated record. Bases 1 to 324 code for a protein of 107 amino acids. The transcript has 2 exons.